AAAACAAAACAAAAACAAAAACAAAAAAAACAGGAAGCAAUGCACAUCAGAGUAUUCUGAUGUAUACUAUGGGAAAUGUAGUUGUGUAAAUAUACAGAUCUAGAGGGGGGAGAGAGAAAAAUUGGAAGCUUGACAUGGGUGGGGUUAACACCCAAGGCUGGAUGACAGAGAGCGGCAGAGAAAAGAGUGAGAGAGGAGUUGGAAACUGAGAGAGAAGGAGGUAACAGGCUAUAGAAACGUGUUGAGAACUGUUUUCCUCCCCUGUUGUCACACAGUUUUGAGCAGGUGGAAGGAACGAAUGAAGGAGUAAAUAGCAGUGAAAGGAUUGAGGGGUACAAGGAAGCAGAUGAGGUGAAAGAGGCCAAAAGAGGGUGUUGCGUUUCACUUCUAGCUAUCUCCCCCAACCGUGACCCUGCUGCCUUUUGCUCUAUCACCCCAUAACUCCAAGGGGAGACUGGGGUCCCUCAGGGUGCCCCUGUUCAAUGCUCCAGAAACACCAUGUGCCACACCUGGAGAGGACUCACCACUGCCCCAUAGACAGCCAAGACUCCUGCGCACCCUCCCUUUUUGUCCGAGGACACCACUAACUUCCCACAUUCCCUACUGGCCAAGAUGAAGAAGGUGGGGGCAUGGACAGCAGAGGAUGUCUCCCACUGGUUGAGCGAAGAGGGGAUGCAGGAGUACGGCGAUGCCCUCCGACAAAUGGACGGUGCCACUCUGCUGCGGCUCACUGAGGCAGAUUUCCAGAUGCCGCCCCUCUCUCUGGUGUCUUCGGAUGGUGGGCAGCAGUUGUUGGAGCGAUUGGAGACACUGCGAAUAGAGACCCACAUCGAGGCUCACAAAAACGGUCAUGCCAAUGGGCAUGUCAGCGGGCUGCCCAACGGGACUAGCAAGCCCCAGAGGAACGGUUCCCUGGGGAGGAAUAACUUCAAGGAGAUGGUUCACAUCCCCAUGCCAACGAUGGAGGACGCACGCUCGCGAUUCCCUGCUGAGUGGGGGAAGACAGGUGUAGCUUUCAUCUAUGCGGUGGUGUGCUUUGUCACCACCACUGUUGUAAUUUCAGUCGUCCAUGAGAGAGUACCAACCAAGGAGCACACCCCACCCCUGCCUGAUAAGUUCUUUGACCUGUUUGACAGAGUAGAGUGGGCCUUCUCCAUCUGUGAAAUAAACGGCAUGCUUCUGGUGGGGCUCUGGAUCAUACAGUGGACUCUGCUUAAAUACAGGUCAAUUAUAGGCAGGCGGUUCUUCUUCAUUGUGGGAACACUGUACUUGUACCGGUGUGUUACCAUGUACAUCACCACUCUGCCUGUUCCUGGGAUGCACUUCAAAUGCUCUCCUAAGCUCCUUGGGAACUGGGAGGCACAGAUGAGGAGAAUAAUGAAGAUGAUUGCUGGAGGGGGCCUAUCCAUCACAGGAUCACACACUAUGUGUGGAGAUUAUCUGUAUAGUGGCCAUACCGUUAUGUUAACGCUAACUUAUCUCUUUAUCAAGGAGUACUCCCCUAAGCGGUUCUGGUGGUACCACUGGUUCUGUUGGAUCCUGAGUGCCGUGGGGAUUUUUUGCAUCCUUCUGGCCCAUGACCACUACACUGUGGAUGUGGUGGUUGCAUACUUUAUCACUACACGCCUCUUCUGGUGGUACCACACUCUGGCCAACCAGCAGUCAUUGAAAGAAACAUCACAGAGCAACCCUUUCUCCCGGGUCUGGUGGUACCGACUGUUCCAGUACUUUGAGGAGAAUGUCAGUGGGAUAGUCCCGCGGAACUAUCAGCUGCCGUUGUCAUGGAGAGCAUCACCGUGGAACCGCGGUGUGAAGUACAGCAGACUGGAUAAUCAGUGACCCUGGCCAUGUAAACAGAGGCAAGGGCUGUGUGGCAACAGAGACUUCCCAAAGUGCUGUAGUUUUCCACGGAAGAUGGCACUGUUCAAUGUAGCGCUGUCCUUUCACCUCUAGUACUCAGACACAUCCCUGUCCAAAUGGCUAGCACUGUGACCCACCUCCAUCAUUUGAUCUUUUUUAUACACAUAUAAAUAAUUUCUUUUCUCUUGUCCUAUCUCUCUCUCUCCAGAUAAUUUUUGUUAACUCAAAGCACUAAUUUAUUUUUGUUUCUUUGUAUCCCUCCUCCCCGGGCCACACUGCAGUUUCUGCUGUAGCAGAUGUAGAAAGCAUUUCAACAUAACAUUUCAAAACUUGGUUUGAUGGCCAUAAGGACUUGGAAAUACCUUUUUUUGUUGGCACAAAAACAUACAAAGAUAAUGUCUUUUUGUUCUUACAAAAUGUAGUACAAAGAGUGUCAAUCAAAUGUUUAUUUGAUAACCAAAAUGCCAUAAGAAGUUCCUUUUUCCUUUUUAUAGCAAAUUACUUUUUGUAAACUAUCCUUGCUAUAAUGAGUCAAAGGUGCAAAAAAAAAAAAAAAAAAAAAAAAGAAUUUUCUAAGUCUUUCAACAACUUUAUUUUUCAAAAGCAACUGAUGUCCAACAGAAGAUUUUUAGAUUUUUACCUUUUUCAAGAUGGAUAAACUGAGAGCAAACGCAUCUAAUGUGGUAAAGCAGAAUCCCAGUGCCUUCCUUAGCUUGAUUGUAUAACAGUUCAAGUAUGUGUCUUGUGUCCCUCUGCCUUGAGUGUGGGUCUUUCCACAAGGUGGUAUGAGGCGGUACCUAGUGACAGUUAAUGAUCUUGUUCUCAUGAAUGUAAGAAUAAUUACGCCAGCCUUACCAGAAGAUUGGUCUUCCCAAAAUGAAGCGUACUGAGUGAAAUGUCCCAUUUAUUUAUUGAUGUUUUAUGAUAUCAGUUUGUGCGUAGCUGGUCGAUGCUGUCCUAAUAGAAAGAAAUUGACUGUUAAUUUUAGUUUUAUUUAUGUCCGUAUCAUUUCCUGUUUACCAGCCAGUCCUGACCUUGCCCCAGCCAUGUUUGGAGCUUGUCUUUGCUGUUCACUGAUGCUCAAAGAUUCGUGGACACCAAAACCCUUUCACCAUGACAUUAGCUGUUCAAUAUCAUUUUCUGAAAAAUUGAAUAUGAAAUCUCUCUGAGAUUGUGGAGUAAGUGUGAAAAUGGUUAACAUACUCUGGACCAGGAGCAAGACUUGACUUGUGCAUCACUGCUGCAACUCUGAAGAGAUAAUGAGCCCGUCUCUUGUUCUCCACAUUGAGUUCCACUCCAAAAUUACCAGCCACAUAGUUAGUAGAGAAGUGUAGUGAUGAAAUCACAAUGCCAUAAUGUUUUUACAAUCAUCGUGUGUGUGUGUGUGUGUGUGUGUGUGUGUGUGUGUGUGUGUGUGUGUGUGUGUGUGUAUGUGUGUGUGUGAGAUGUUUGUAACCUGUCUAUGUUUUGACUGAGAGGAAAAUGUCCAAUUUUGGCUUCAAUUUUGUGCUAUUCCCUAAAUGUGGCAACUGUGAGCUUGGGAAUGUCAGAGUUGUUAAAACAGAAGCUUCAGGCAAAGUUUCUGAGCAUGUAAUGGGUAUGUGUAUGCUAGUUGGUAGUCCUAUUUAUAUUCCUUGUGUAUUGAACUAUUCUGUUAUCAUAUAUUUUGAAGACAGUGUAUAUGUUCUACAUUGCCUCAAAAAGUGCAAUGCCAAAAAACAUCCCAACAUACUUUCUAAUUGUACUACAUAUUCUAUAUGGAGCUGGUGUGGGGAGAACAAGCUGAAGCAUGAUGCACAGGACUGAUGAUAUACUGGGCCAAAAGUAUAUAAACAGACGAUAACAAGUAGAUUUCCAAGAAUGUGAAUAUGCAUUGUCCUAAGCAUACUUACAUGUUUUUCUUUGCUUUCUUUUGCAAUCACUGAAUCAUAAAAAGUAUUCAUCUGCCAGGAAAGACUGAAUGCAUUAAGUAGCACUCUUACAUGGAAACUCAAUUUCAAAUGGUGUACUCAAGUGAUCGAAGCUAAUACAUUGUCAUACUCUACCAAGUAGCAGCAAGUUCACUUCAAAAGUUAUAAAGCGAUUUUAGUUUUUACAUGGAAAAACUGCACUAAACACUAGAAUACAAAUUCUUUAUAAUGUAAUGAAUUGAUUCAAAUGUUGUGAGGGAAGGGGGUUAGAACAGAACAUAAUGUUAAAUGUGAGGUAAAUUAAUCCCUUUUUACACCACCGACAGUCUUAAUAUGUAAGAGCCAGUUAGGAAAUACACCCCCCUUCCUGUAGCACCUUCCCCUCCACUCUGGAAUGUUUUUGUGAAAUUUUGUCUUAUGAGCACAGCAGGUUCCUCACUCAAGAAUUGAACUAUGUUGGUGCAAAUCAGAGCACUGCAAACAUGUUUGACUGAGGACCUUGAUGGGGACAUGAUGGUCGUUAGAAGUAGAGACCCAUUUUGUCUCCUCCUUUACUUGUAGUUGCCAAUCAAGCUGGAAAUAUUUUUUUUUCUUCCAAGUUAUGAAAGUUUGUUAUCCUGUUUUCUCUGUGAAUCAGUGAUCCAGUCUGUCCCUUUUUUCUGUGUAUACCAGAUGUUUGUAAGCUAUGAUAAAUAUGACAGGAUUCUACCUGGGAAGCUUUUGAAUAAAAAAUUUUUACU
Molecule: messenger RNA, 4510 nt
Organism: Myripristis murdjan (pinecone soldierfish)
Lineage: Eukaryota; Metazoa; Chordata; Actinopteri; Holocentriformes; Holocentridae
Gene: sgms1a
Product: sphingomyelin synthase 1a
Exons: 6
Coding region: 613-1839 (408 amino acids)
Biological process (GO): ceramide biosynthetic process; sphingomyelin biosynthetic process
Cellular component (GO): Golgi membrane; plasma membrane; endoplasmic reticulum membrane
Molecular function (GO): protein binding; ceramide cholinephosphotransferase activity; sphingomyelin synthase activity
Source: RefSeq, a predicted model, not a curated record